This is a messenger RNA of Aspergillus oryzae RIB40, 1356 nucleotides long. Its product is annotated as mandelate racemase/muconate lactonizing enzyme family protein. Gene Ontology annotation, biological process: carbohydrate catabolic process; amino acid catabolic process. The transcript is spliced from 4 exons. Gene Ontology annotation, molecular function: L-fuconate dehydratase activity; magnesium ion binding. Bases 1 to 1356 code for a protein of 451 amino acids. Lineage: Eukaryota; Fungi; Ascomycota; Eurotiomycetes; Eurotiales; Aspergillaceae. The record is from RefSeq and is a predicted model, not a curated record.
AUGGUCAAGAUCACAGGUUUCACCACCCGGGAUGUGCGGUUUCCGACAUCCUUGGAUAAGACUGGCUCCGAUGCCAUGAACGCAGCGGGCGACUACUCCGCCGCCUACUGUAUCAUCUACACUGACUCCCCACACGCUGGACAUGGCAUGACCUUCACCAUCGGCCGUGGAAACGAGAUCGUCUGCGCCGCCAUCUCCCUUCUCGCCCCACUCGUCGUUGGAAAGGACUUGGACGAGCUCACAGCCGACUGGGGUAAGACAUGGCGUCAUCUAGUCUCUGACAGCCAGCUGCGCUGGAUUGGUCCUGAGAAGGGUGUUAUUCACCUUGCCCUGGGAGCCGUCGUCAAUGCGCUCUGGGACUUGUGGGCUAAGACACUCGGCAAGCCCGUCUGGCGGAUCGUGGCGGAGAUGACACCCGAGGAGUUCGUUCGUUGCAUUGACUUCCGGUAUAUCACUGAUGCUAUCACUCCUGAAGAGGCCAUUGCUUUGCUCAAGGAGGUUGAGAGUGGCAAGGAAGAGCGUAUCAAGGAGGCGGAGCAGAGCCGUGCAGUCCCUGCCUACACUACUAGUGCCGGAUGGCUUGGCUACAGCGAGGAUAAGCUGAAGGCUCUUCUGAAAGAGACCGUUCAGCAGGGCUACAGGCACUUCAAGUUGAAGGUUGGAGGUAACAUCGAAGACGAUAAGAGGCGGUUGCGCAUUGCUCGUGAGGCCAUUGGUUAUGACAAGGGUAACAUCCUGAUGGUGGAUGCUAACCAGGUCUGGUCUGUACCUGAGGCUAUCAGCUGGAUGCAUGAGCUCGCCGAGUUCAAGCCCUGGUUCAUUGAAGAGCCCACCUCCCCCGACGAUAUCCUCGGCCACGCCGCUAUUAAGAAGGCUCUCGAGAACACCCCACACGGCCCUAUCGGUGUCGCCACCGGAGAGAUGUGUCAGAACCGCGUUAUCUUCAAGCAGCUUCUGCAGGCAGGAGCCUUGACUGUUCUCCAGGCUGAUGCUUGCCGUGUCGGCGGUGUCAACGAGGUCCUCGCUAUCCUCCUGCUUGCUCGCAAGUUCGGUGUCCCUAUCGUCCCUCACUCCGGUGGUGUCGGUUUGCCUGAGUACACCCAACAUCUUAGCACCAUUGACUACGUUGUUGUCAGUGGUAAGAAGAGUGUGCUGGAGUAUGUGGACCACCUACACGAGCACUUCGUGCAUCCCUCCAGUGUCAAAGAUGGUUACUAUGUUACCCCUCUGGAGCCUGGAUACAGUGUCGAGAUGAAGCCCGAGAGUAUGGAUGAGUUUGCCUUCCCCGGUGAGCAGGGCAAGAGUUGGUGGACGACGGAUGCUGCGAAGACAAUUCUGGAGGGUCCUCGGAUAUGA